AUGGAUGAUGUCGAUUCAGGAGGAGAGAGCUCUGCUCUCUCUGACAUCAACUCGGAUGAAAUCGAGUCCUCGAGGUUCAACCAUCGGUCUCGAUCUAACUCCAGAGACUCGACACUAUCGAUACUCUCUGAUGUCGCAAUGUCGAACAUGUCCGAUAGCCCACCGCGCAAUCAAGACGUAAGACCUGCGAAGCGACGAAAGACCGGCGCAUCGACGUACGACCAUGCCACUCCCCAGUCUGCGUCCACUGCCAUUCCUCCUCGAUCGCCCACUGGCAGCAUCUCAAGCGAUGACUCCCGCUCAGUGCCCAACUCGCCUUCGUUCGCCCAGCUACCAGCCACACAUCCUCUAACGACUUCGUAUCUCGCUGCUCAAGCAAACCCAGAUAACCCCGAUCUGGGUGACUAUAUUCAAGUAACGAAAUGUUUGUGGGAUGACUGCGACAAUCCCGAGCAGGGCAAUAUGGACAACCUCGUACAGCAUCUUAACGACGUGCAUGUUGUCGCGCGUCAGAAGAAAUACUUUUGCCAAUGGCUGGGAUGCCCUCGCAAAGGCAAGGAUCAGACCAGUGCAUACGCCCUGAAGGCUCAUCUGAGAAGCCAUACAAAGGAGAAGCCUUUCAUGUGUGUCUUGCCAGAGUGUGACAGGAGCUUCACUAGGUCAGAUGCCUUGGCCAAGCACAUGCGGACAGUUCACGAGACCGAGGCGUUGCGACCCAGCGAUCCGGUCCCGAGAGGGCAUACCGGCGGAUUGCCGAAUGGCACAUCAAACGGGCCCAAAAGACUCAAAUUGACUAUGGGCGGUGCUACAAAUGGCGAGAAGAGGGCCAACGGCAUCGGAGACUUGCCACCGUUGCCGACUAGGUUCACAGCCGCUCAGUUCGGGAUACCGCUUGAUCGACUCGAUACAUCGGGCGCAGCUGAAGGGCCGGACUUAGCAGAUGCCGUGGACAUGGACGACUUGCCUUUCACACUCCCGGUGUCAUCAGAUUAUUAUCCACCUGAGUUAUGGAAUGACAUGGAUGAGUUCGAACGCGCUCUUCCACCAUCGCAAUUUUACAAACUUCUGAAGAAGCAGAUAUCUUGGGCAGAAGAGGAGGCCGACACACUUCGCGAUGAGCUGACAAGUUUUCGAGCCGCCGCAGAAGGUCUGCACGGUGACCGAACGAAUCGGGGAACUGGCGAUGAGGCCAGUGUGGAUGACAACCGGCGGUUUGACUGGGCCAAUACAGAGCUUGUCCUGGACACUAUGAUGGAGGCGGAGGUGAGCAAAGUUGAGAGUCUGGCAGGCUUGCAGAGGGUUGGAGUCGAAGCAGGCCCGUGGGACCGCAUCCGUGAAAUCGAGCCUGCCGUUCGGAAUCAAAUACGUGGACUUGCCAGCUAG
Cyphellophora attinorum is the source of this 1383-nucleotide messenger RNA. RefSeq names its product INO80 complex subunit 1. The record is from RefSeq and is a predicted model, not a curated record. Gene Ontology annotation, molecular function: DNA-binding transcription factor activity, RNA polymerase II-specific; RNA polymerase II cis-regulatory region sequence-specific DNA binding. Gene Ontology annotation, biological process: regulation of transcription by RNA polymerase II. The transcript has a single exon. Lineage: Eukaryota; Fungi; Ascomycota; Eurotiomycetes; Chaetothyriales; Cyphellophoraceae. Gene Ontology annotation, cellular component: nucleus. The coding region runs from base 1 to 1383 and encodes 460 amino acids.